Molecule: messenger RNA, 2139 nt
Organism: Neoarius graeffei (lesser salmon catfish)
Lineage: Eukaryota; Metazoa; Chordata; Actinopteri; Siluriformes; Ariidae
Gene: tpm4b
Product: tropomyosin 4b
Exons: 9
Coding region: 288-1142 (284 amino acids)
Biological process (GO): muscle contraction; actin filament organization
Cellular component (GO): actin filament
Molecular function (GO): actin filament binding
Source: RefSeq, a predicted model, not a curated record
GUCACCAGGGAGCAGGGUUCACUUUGACUCCUUCAGGUUUAAACCUUCCACAGAAGGGUCGUGUUUCAUUCUGCUUUAGCCUACUCUUUCCCUCUGCUCUCCUCUUUUUCUCUCUCUUUCUCUCUUUUUCUGUGUCCUCCUCAUCAUCAUCAUCUUCUGUCUUCACAACCUCCUCACUUGACCAGGAAGACCUGCAUUCUGUCCAUCCUCUACACUCUUGAGUGAGACCAGCUCCUUUUCAUUCUGUACGUUUUGCUCUUAAGAGAGUCGAACCACAGCCGGCAAAAAUGGAAGCCAUCAAGAAGAAAAUGCAGAUGCUGAAGGCGGACAAGGAAAAUGCCUUCGAUCGUGCAGAGCAGGCCGAGUCAGACAAGAAGUCAUCAGAGGACAAGUGCAAGCAGUUGGAGGACGAGCUGCUGGGGCUGCAGAAGAAACUCAAGGGGACUGACGAUGAAUUGGACAAGUACUCCGAGGCCCUCAAAGACGCCCAGGAGAAACUGGACCUGUCUGAGAAGAAGGCCACAGAUGCCGAGGGUGACGUAGCUGCUCUGAACCGCAGGAUCCAGCUAAUCGAGGAGGAGUUGGACCGAGCCCAAGGGAGACUAGGCACUGCACUCCAGAAACUGGAAGAAGCAGAGAAAGCAGCUGAUGAAAGCGAGAGAGGUAUGAAGGUAAUUGAGAACCGUGCUAUGAAAGACGAGGAGAAAAUGGAAACUCAGGAGCUGCAGCUUAAGGAGGCCAAACACAUCGCUGAAGAUUCUGAUCGCAAAUACGAGGAGGUGGCUCGUAAGCUGGUGAUCCUAGAGAGUGAGCUGGAGAGAGCAGAGGAGAGGGCAGAGGUUGCUGAACUCAAAGGUGGAGAUCUGGAGGAGGAACUUAAAAAUGUAACAAACACCAUGAAGUCCCUUGAAGCCCAGGCUGAGAAGUACUCAGACAAAGAAGACAAGUACGAGGAAGAGAUCAAUCUUCUCAAUGACAAACUGAAAGAGGCAGAGACGCGUGCUGAGUUUGCAGAGAAAACCGUGUCCAAACUGGAAAAGACUAUUGAUGACCUUGAGGAGAACCUAACGCAUGCAAAAGAGGAGAACCUGAACUUGAACCAAGUCUUGGAUCAAACACUUCAAGAACUCAACAGCUUGUGAAUUUAAAAAAAAAAGGAAACCAUCACAACAAACAACAUUCCAUGUGUGGUGUGGUGUGUGUGUGUGUGUGCGUGCUUGGGUGUGUUUGAAGUUCACUUUUACUGCUCUAUCGUGUUGCCUGACUCAUGCUCUUCUAUUUUUAUUCCGCAUCCACCCACGUUUCCAUUAUGUUGCCAAAUGACCCAUUAUUAUAUAUUAUAACACAAAAGGUGAUGAUACUAACGCCUGAUUCUGAUGAUGUUCACACCCACCAUGAGUAACACCCAACCUCCAUCUUUAACCAACAGACUGUAUUUUGAUCCAAUGGGCCUGUUCCACACCUCAGUGCCUCCUUUGGGCCCGCCCCCUGCUACCCCGGGCCCCUGGUACAGCUUCCCCAGUUACAGCACUCUUAGAAAAUAAAGUACAUUAUUGUACCUUUAGGGGUAUAACAGCUUGUCACUGGCGCAGUACCCUCGAAGGUACUUAUUUGUAUCCUUUAUAUACUGCUUGGGAACAUAUAUGUACCUUUUUGGCCCUAAAAAGGUACACAUAGUUACUUUGAGGUCUAAUCAUGAGCCAUGGGGGGUACAUUAGUGUAGAUUGUACCUUGAGGGACAGAAAUGGACUCCGACUGUACCCCUAUUUCUAACAGUGAGACUCCAUCCAUAAUGUUUCCUGUAUUGAUGUGUCCAUUCCACAUUCCUGUAUUUAUUUAUUUCACAUCCCCGCCUGUCAGGAGUCUGUGAAAGUACCACCGCUCACUCAGAUGUCAUAAAAGUGGCAUCCAAACCAUAAAAAAUUGACACACUCACAGUAUUCAGGUAAUAUUCGAUCUACAGAUUUGAUGCAUGGUAUGUCUUGGGGAUUGUUUUUUUUUUUCAGUAGUUAAUAUGAAGCCACCGAAAAGUGUCGACUGAAGCUUUUUUUUUUUCCUCUUCAGUUGCUUUUCUGGAAAUAAUGAAUCUCUUUUGUACUUUUUAAACCGCAAUAAACUUUUCUUUUAUUAUAAUAAUAA